CCUAAGCCUGCUUUUGUGCAAGAUGUUGGGCUUUUUGAAGCGCCCUGUAGUGGUGACAACUGACAUCAACUUGAACCUUGUGGCUCUGACUGGGGUGGGGUUACUGAGCCGACUGUGGCAACUCACCUAUCCUCGGGCUGUGGUUUUUGAUGAGGUAUAUUAUGGGCAAUACAUCUCCUUUUACAUGAAACGGAUCUUCUUUUUGGAUGACAGUGGACCACCAUUUGGCCACAUGCUGCUGGCCUUAGGAGGGUAUUUAGGAGGAUUUGAUGGUAACUUUUUAUGGAACAGAAUUGGAGCAGAAUACAGUAGCAAUGUGCCUGUGUGGUCCUUGCGCCUGCUGCCUGCACUCGCAGGGGCUUUAUCGGUCCCCAUGGCCUACCAGAUAGUGUCAGAGCUCCACUUUUCUCAUUGUGCCGCCAUGGGAGCAGCUCUGUUGAUGCUUAUCGAGAACGCUCUGAUCACUCAGUCAAGGCUAAUGCUUCUGGAGUCAAUGUUAAUAUUUUUUAAUCUAUUGGCUGUGUUGUCUUACCUGAAGUUCUUCAACUCCCAGAAACACAGUUCUUUCUCUCUGAACUGGUGGCUUUGGCUACUGCUGACAGGGGUGGCUUGUUCCUGCGCCGUUGGCAUCAAAUACAUGGGUGUUUUCACAUACCUGCUCGUGCUUGGCGUCGCAGCUGUCCAUGCCUGGCACCUGAUCGGAGACCAGACCUUGUCAAAUGUCUGUGUGUUCUGUCACUUACUUGCCAGAGCAGUGGCUUUACUGAUCGUCCCGAUCGUCCUGUACUUACUGUUCUUCUACGUCCACCUGCUUCUGCUCUUCCGCUCUGGGCCCCAUGACCAAAUCAUGUCUAGUGCCUUCCAAGCCAGCCUGGAGGGAGGACUAGCUCGGAUCACCCAAGGCCAGCCACUGGAGGUGGCCUUCGGUUCCCAGGUCACUCUGAGGAGCGUCUUUGGCAAACCCAUUCCCUGCUGGCUUCACUCCCACCAGAACACCUACCCCAUGAUGUACGAGAAUGGCCGAGGCAGCUCCCACCAGCAGCAGGUGACCUGCUACCCCUUCAAAGAUGUCAAUAACUGGUGGAUUAUAAAGGAUCCUGGCAGGCACCAGCUGGUGGUGAGUAACCCUCCAAGGCCCGUGCGGCACGGGGACAUCGUGCAGCUGGUCCAUGGCAUGACCACUCGCCUCCUGAACACGCAUGAUGUCGCAGCCCCGCUGAGCCCGCACUCGCAGGAGGUCUCCUGCUACAUUGACUACAACAUCUCCAUGCCUGCACAGAGCCUCUGGAGACUGGAAAUUGUAAACAGAGAAUCGGAUGAGGAGUCGUGGAAGACCAUCUUGUCCGAGGUUCGCUUUGUGCACGUGAACACUUCUGCUGUCUUGAAGCUGAGCGGGGCACACCUCCCUGACUGGGGGUUUCGGCAGCUGGAGGUCGUGGGGGAGAAGCUGUCGCGGGGCUAUCACCAGAGCCUGGUAUGGAACGUGGAGGAACACCGGUAUGGCCAAAGCCAGGAGCAGAAGGAGCGGGAAUGGGAGCUGCACUCUCCGACUCAGGUUGACAUCAGCAGGAACCUCAGCUUCAUAGCCAGAUUCUCCGAACUGCAGUGGAAGAUGCUGACGCUGAGAAGUGAUGACUCAGAGCACAAGUACAGCUCCACCCCCCUGGAGUGGGUCACGCUGGACACUAACAUCGCUUACUGGCUGCACCCCAGGACCAGUGCUCAGAUCCACCUGCUUGGAAAUAUCGUGAUCUGGGCCUCAGGCAGCCUCGCCACAGCAGCCUAUACUCUGCUCUUCUUCUGGUACCUGUUCAGACGGCGAAGACAUGUCUGUGACCUCCCCGAGGAUGCCUGGCUGCGCUGGGCACUGGCUGGGGCCCUGUGUGCCGGGGGCUGGGCGGUGAACUUCCUGCCCUUCUUCCUGAUGGAGAAGACACUCUUCCUCUACCACUACCUGCCCGCGCUCACCUUCCAGAUCCUCCUGCUCCCUGUGGUCUUGCAGCACAUCAGUGACCACCUGUGCAGGUCCCAGCUCCAGAGGAGCCUCUUCAGCGCCCUGGUGGUGGCUUGGUUUUCUUCUGCAUGUCACGUGUCUAACACGCUGCGCCCACUGACCUAUGGGGACAGGUCACUCUCACCAAGUGAACUCAGGGCCCUUCGCUGGAAAGACAGCUGGGACAUCUUGAUCCGAAAAUAAUAGCAGAACACAGCAAACGAGGUCAGGACAAGAUGGACUGUCUUCUAUGAACGUAUUUGUCUUUAACAAGCAGAAUGGCUCUAAGCUCGGAGGAGCCUGGCCAGGGUUGGCGAGGACUUUACUGGGAUUUACUGUGGUUUCAUUCUUGAAACAGUCCUCUGAUGAACAUUUCAUUUUCAGUUUAUUUUUUCCAGUGAAGAACAUCCCUCCUGCAGGUCCUCUCACUCCUGAGACACCCCCUAAACUAAGACACGUUGGGUCUUCCAGUGGCUGGUGUAGGACUCAGGAAGAAGGAAGAAAGUCAUGGGCCAGUGACAGAGUAAGUCACCUCCUAACCAGACCAAGCCCAGGUCUUUGCAAACAGCUGUAGGUUCAUGGGCCCGAUCUUCCCCCAUGAACACCCACUCAACCUGAGCAGGGUCCUGCCCCUGCCUUCUUGGGCCUUGCAGGACUCAUCUGACAGCUCGGUGUCAAAUAAGCUGUUUGAACAGUAAGACAUUUAUGAGGCUUACCUGGGACCCUCUGGUCACUGUACUGAAUGACUGUGACCAUGCUUCUUGCUGUUGCUGUAUUUGGAAAAAACCCUUCUCUGAGAUUUUGCUGAGACAUGUGCAAGUGGCAUCUCCCUCUUCACCGGUCCAGGUUUGUCAUGUUGCCUUGUCCUGAAUUUGCCUUUUUUUGUAUAAUUAAAAAAGGGACAAACUGG
Messenger RNA from Galeopterus variegatus (Sunda flying lemur), 2903 nucleotides. Its product is annotated as protein O-mannosyl-transferase 1. NCBI's taxonomy places the organism in Eukaryota, Metazoa, Chordata, Mammalia, Dermoptera, Cynocephalidae. Gene Ontology annotation, cellular component: membrane. Gene Ontology annotation, molecular function: mannosyltransferase activity. Gene Ontology annotation, biological process: protein O-linked glycosylation. The coding region runs from base 23 to 2197 and encodes 724 amino acids. The record is from RefSeq and is a predicted model, not a curated record. The transcript has 19 exons.